ACACAUGCCAGGCUUUAUCCUGUGUGUCUGUCCCGCUCAAACUACCAACACUCUCUGCCCUGACACUCACUCACCAUUACUUACCGCACUUUUUGUUUCCACACACCAGAGAGUGACCAGAGAAGAUGAUGGCUGUGUCCAUGUGGAGAAUGAAUGGGCUCUGGAGAAGGGUGGCUGCAGUUCUGGUGCUCUGCACCCUGUUGCUCAGCAAUGAGGUGAUAUGUCAAGAUGAUACAACAGUAGUUCCCGCGGCUACUACAGCUGCAGCUGACAUCAAUGCAGCAACAGACCCUGCGGCUGCAGUUGUUACAGGUUCCCCCACUAGAGGUGCCUCUGCCUCUGCACCUCCCAGUGUUGCAGCAGCUGCUGCUUCCACAACUCCAGGAACUACCCAGUUCCCAGCAACUUUUAUUCAUUUAAUACUCAGUAAAGGGACCACUGUUAACCCCCUUGUUGCAGAUAACUCUCCUGACAUUAAAGUGGUGGUGCCUGAAGUGGCAUGUGUUGGAAAAGAAGACAUCUCAGAAAGCAGUGCUGUAAAGGCCGUGGUGAAAACGGAUGAUUGUGAGCAAACUAAAAGCAUCAUUCAGAAGAAUCCUGCAGGCUGGUGCAGCUCAGACAACUGUAAUCUACAAAUCUUCCAAGAUGGCAAGACAAUGCUUGUGGCCAGUGAAGAUUCUUCGUUGGCUAUUUUGAAUGAGGCACUCCAGAGUGACAGUUUGAAAGACAAGCUGGGCGUCACAAAGGUCGGGUCAUCUUCAGGUUCCUCGGUGUUUGCUGGGAUUCUGGUCACCGGUCUCCUCGCCGCCCUUGCAAUCACAAUAGGUUACUUCAAAUGCCAACGCAAGCCCGAAAGCAAGGGCGUGAGGCUGGCAGAGGAGGCCUACCCCGUAGACCAGGAGAACCAGGGGAACACCCUUGCGUCUGAGGCCCCCCUCAACCCCCCUCCUGAAACCCAGGAGAAACCCAGCGUAAAUGGAGAGUCCCCCGAGGCAGCCAAGACCGAGCCACCUCCUCCCAACAAUGGCCACUCCACUGCCAAGACAGCAGACACAGAGCUGUGAAAAUAGUCUACCAUUGAAUUUCAGACCAGGAACUACCCCCACAAACACCCCACCCCCCCCUUUCACACACACACACACACACACACACUUACGAAAACCCGCCUGGCUUUUUGAAUCCCCCGCUGCCCAACCACACAGCACAGUGGACAUCAGGGGCUAAACGUGUCUCCUACAUCAACACUCCUCUUGUCAUGGUUCCCUUUGCCUCCUCCUUUGACGAUGUGCCUCAGCAAACACCAGGAAAGCUAGUUUGAUGACGGUGGUGGUGGUGGUGGUGAUGGCGUUGACGGCAGUCAGGCUGGAGACGACAGGGAGGGGAUGAGCACUCACUGGCUCCCAUGGCGACUGCAGCUUGUGGAGUCACAGCUGUGCGUGCUGUCAACACCCGGCAGAGUGUUUGCUCCGCGAGUCAGGUUUAAAGUCUCAGCCAAAGCUUUGAUUAGAAAAACACAGCAAAAAUGAAAUUGUUCCUCGGUUUAUUGAUAAGACAUGACAGACGGGUAGACGGGAAACCAAUCACUCUGCCUUGAAAUCUGUUUACACACUUUCUCAGAGAGAAACUCCACUGGGCUCUCAUCUUGUGUGUCUGAUUGAGUUAUUGAUUGUGUGUGCGUGCGUGUGUGUGUGUGUGUGUGUGUGUGUGUGUGUGUGUGUGUAGCUGUCAGAUCCUGCAUGUGUGUGUACUGGCAUACUGUGCAUGGACUGUAUAAAGCUUUUUUUUGUUUGUGCUGUAUGCAUGUUUGGUUAGGAGUGAGAGUCUGAAUGUGCAUGUGACAUUAGCCAUGGAUUUUUGUAUGUUACGUUGACCAAGUGACGUCUCACUGAGUUACAGUCAGUUCCCCACGACGAGCAUGAAGGAAUACUGAAGUUUGAAUCAUUUUUCACCAGAUGUUGCUGCUGUGAACUGAAGUGAGAUUAAUCACAAAGUCAACACAAACUCCAUCCGUUUGUCAGUGUUAUUCUCUUUUCAAUAUUCUGUAUAAGCUCUUUACUAUCAGUAUUCUUAUGAGCAGUGUGUAUAAUAUGGUGGCUUUUUAUUUUUAUUUUUAAAAUUGUUUUGUAUUUUGUGCGCAGACACUUGCAGUGUUCACCUUCUUCGCUUAAGCCGUACUAAAAUCAUGUUCACAAAAGACACGGAAAGACGCUCAAGGACAGUGACUGUUAGAAAUGAGCAUCAGGCGAAAUUGAAAUCUGUGAUUUUUCUUCUUCACUUUGGUUUGUGAGUCCACGUGGAGUCGUUUUUUUUUUUACUGACAUGGCGGAGGCGACGCGAACAAGGAACACGCUUUUGACUUUUGUUGAACUUGAACAAAGAAAAAUUAAUGAUAAGAGAAGAAUCAGAUUUUUUUUUUUUUUUCCUUUCUCUUCCAUUUUUGUAUAUUUUCAUUUCUAACAUUCCAGUGUUUCAUUCUAUUAGCGCUCUGCAGUUUAAAUUGGAUCUAACAUGAAAAAAAAAUAAAAAAAGAGGAAACAACCUGA
Solea solea (common sole) is the source of this 2543-nucleotide messenger RNA. RefSeq names its product CD34 molecule (gene cd34). NCBI's taxonomy places the organism in Eukaryota, Metazoa, Chordata, Actinopteri, Pleuronectiformes, Soleidae. Bases 126 to 1064 code for a protein of 312 amino acids. The record is from RefSeq and is a predicted model, not a curated record. Gene Ontology annotation, cellular component: membrane. Gene Ontology annotation, biological process: cell adhesion. The transcript is spliced from 8 exons.